Messenger RNA from Gorilla gorilla gorilla (western lowland gorilla), 1360 nucleotides. It is a transcript of the gene LIAT1, whose product is annotated as ligand of ATE1. Gene Ontology annotation, biological process: protein arginylation. The record is from RefSeq and is a predicted model, not a curated record. Lineage: Eukaryota; Metazoa; Chordata; Mammalia; Primates; Hominidae.
GCAGAGGUGGUCGCCAUGGAGACGCGUGGCCCUGGCCUGGCGGUCCGCGCUGAGUUCCGACUAGUCGGCAGCGGGCCUCGGGCGCCCCCGGGGCGGGUUGGGUUGCAGCCCAGCGGGCGGAUGGACCGCCGCGGUGGGGCGGGGACAUUGGGGUACAAGGACAACGACGGCGUGGAGGAGGAGCGGGAGGGCGGCGCCGCGGGCCCGCGGGAGUCUAGACUGCCCCCCAUCACAGGCGGCGCCUCCGAGCUGGCCAAACGGAAGGUGAAGAAGAAGAAAAAAAGGAAGAAGAAGACCAAGGGGUCUGGCAAGGGGGACGAUAAACAUCAGAGUCAGAGCCUGAAGAGCCAGCUGCUUUCUUCCUCCUUUCAUGACAUCUUAAGUCCUUGCAAAGACCGUGGCCCAAAACCAGAGCACAGACAGAGCAAAGUGGAAAACAAGCACCUCCCUUCUGACUCCUCCACCGUCAGCCUCCCCGACUUUGCCGAAAUAGAGAACCUUGCGAAUCGGAUCAACGAAAGUCUGCGUUGGGAUGGAAUUCUUGCUGACCCGGAGGCAGAGAAGGAAAGGAUUCGCAUCUAUAAACUGAACCGGAGAAAGCGGUACCGGUGCUUGGCCCUCAAGGGCUUCCACGCCGACCCCGAGGCCCUCAAGGGCGUCCACCCCGACCCCAAUGCCCUCAAGGGCUUCCACCCUGACCCCGAGGCCCUCAAGGGCUUCCACACCGACCCCAAUGCCGAGGAGGCCCCUGAGAACUUCCCCUACCUCUCGGACAAAGAUGGCAGCUCCAGCCACAGGCAGCCCACGUCAAAAGCCGAGUGCCCCAAUCUCUGUUUUGAAGGCAACCUUACCCCAAAGCUUCUACACUCUGACUUAGCUCCUACUCUGCUGGAGUGAAAAUCUACCCACGACACUCACAAACUUAUAAUUCCUCCUCACCACAAGUUUAUGCGUUAAAAACCAUCAUCAUAAAAGGAAAUGAGACCCGUAUCUGAAGGAAACAGACGUUCGGUACACGGACGACGCCGACUCUCCCAUCACCAAGCUGCCCUCAGUUGCCCAGGAGAGCCACAGUGCCUUGAGAACAUAAGCAAUUUAGUGAACAGAGUUCUUUUCAGAAUUUCCUUUUUCUUAAAUAAGCAUCUCUGUUACUUAAUUUCUCACCACAGCUAGAUGUCUAUAAUCUGCCCCAAAAAGAAAAGAAAGCGUGUAGAUGAUUUACCUCUUAAGUCUCAAUGUCAUGGUGAAACUCCUCACACGGUACCUGCUUCUGUUGGCCCGAGGACGAUGCCCUGAACCUCUUGGAGCCUUUUUCUGUUUUAAUUAAAUGCAUGGCCUGCCUUUAUAUGGCCUCAAAUAA